This is a messenger RNA of Penicillium odoratum, 1482 nucleotides long. RefSeq names its product NAD(P)/FAD-dependent oxidoreductase. The record is from RefSeq and is a predicted model, not a curated record. NCBI's taxonomy places the organism in Eukaryota, Fungi, Ascomycota, Eurotiomycetes, Eurotiales, Aspergillaceae. Gene Ontology annotation, molecular function: oxidoreductase activity. Gene Ontology annotation, cellular component: cytoplasm. The transcript is spliced from 3 exons. The coding region runs from base 1 to 1482 and encodes 493 amino acids.
AUGAUUGUCAUUCUGAAAUUCGCCAUGGAACCAAAUAAAGAUCUCGUGGCAAAGCUAGUCAUGGCUGACCCAGGCCUACCCCGACCAAACCCAACCCAGUCCUACUGGCAACAUAUCCCUCACGACCUAGCGGAUGUCAAAUCGCCGAAUCUUCCCACUGAACGUGACUUUGCUAUCAUCGGAUCUGGAAUUACCGGACUGGCCGUUGCCAAGACUAUUCUAGAGCAACAUCCAGCAGCAACAGUGUCCGUGUUGGAAGCUCGAACCCUCUGCUCCGGUGCCACAGGACGCAAUGGAGGACAGAUGGCCGCCAAUGUAGGUGAAGAGUAUAUGCAUCUGGCUGAAACGCAUGGACCAGAAAUGGCGGGGAAGAUCGUAUCAUUUACGUUUCGAAACCUGCAGAGGAUGCAAGAAUUGAUCAACGAAUAUGACGCUGUGGAGACGAGCGAGAUGCAGCAGCUUCAGAAGUUGCGAGCUUUUUUGACUGAUGAUACUUUCCGAGAUUUCAAAUUAAGUAUUGCGCGCUUGGAAACAGACCAUCCUUCCUGGAAAGGCUUGUACACGAUUCUGGACCAGGACACUCUCAUCAAGAAAUAUGGAAUCCACGGAGCGGCAGGCGGAGCAUUGCUUCCCGCUGGAACCGUGUGGCCCUAUCGGCUUGUGACAAAAGUGUUUGCAGCCUUGAUGAAGAAGUACCCAGAUCGACUGACCAUCGAGACAAACACGCCCGCUCAGGCAGUCGAGUAUGAAAACAAUUUUGUCACACCGAUAACAUCCGUGUUUCCGUACAUUGUCCGAACCUCUCGUGGCCCAAUGCGAGCCGGAAACGUAGUCUAUUGCACCAAUGGCUACACCGGACAUCUCAUCCCUAAGCUACGAGGCCGCGUUCAUCCCUUCAAAGGCACAAUGACGGUCCAAGACCCCGGGGAUGCGAUGCCGAAUCAAGGAAAAUCUUUCUCAUGGGGAUUUCACUAUCCAGUCACAUACGAUCCUGCCACGAAAGAAUCUGGCCAUGGACUGUAUUAUCUGGGACAGAGUGCGAAGACCGGUUAUUUCUAUCUCGGCGGCGAAAAUGCUCGGAUAGAGGACGUUGUCACAGCUGAUGAUAGCUUUGUGGAAAAGAAAUCUGUGACCCAUCUGCAGUCUGUUCUCCCAAAGUUCUUUGGCAAAAGCGCCACGCCGCCGUGGAAGGUUGUCAGCUCAUGGAGUGGCAUUAUGGGAUUCUCAUCUGAUGGGCUGCCGCUAAUUGGUCAGCUCCCUGCAUCACUCACCGGACGCAAUGGCGAGGGAGAAUGGAUUGCAGCCGCUUUCAAUGGAUAUGGCAUGGCUAAUUGCUUGAUGAGUGGCGAGGCACUGGUGUCCAUGAUACUUGGAAAUGGUGCUGGGGAAUGGCUUCCGGAUGCGUAUGGACUGAGCGAGAAGCGAUUGAGAGAUAUUCUCACGGCACCUGAAUCAAUCAAGGCUCUGACUUCUAAGUUAUAG